Portunus trituberculatus (swimming crab) is the source of this 1533-nucleotide messenger RNA. Its product is annotated as RNA-binding protein 33-like. The record is from RefSeq and is a predicted model, not a curated record. Bases 208 to 1323 code for a protein of 371 amino acids. Lineage: Eukaryota; Metazoa; Arthropoda; Malacostraca; Decapoda; Portunidae. The transcript has a single exon.
CCCCAGCACCGCCAGUGAGUGGUGGAGUGUAGUGGUGAGUGUCGCAGCACCGCAGCUCAGACAGCACACAUACUCGGUGGUGAUAGCACUGGCCCGCUCCGCUGCCUCGCCACACGCCGUCACUCGCAACUCAACUGACGCCGGUACUGCUGGCCCCUCGCCCCUCGCCCCUCGCCCCGCCACACUCAGCAGUAACAGCACUCCGCCAUGGAUCACAUCCUGCCGUCCGACGACUGGGACCUGGACUGCCUGCUGCAGGAGGCUUUCAUAUCAUUGCCGGACACCUGCACCGACGACGCCUCCUCCAGCAGGGCCAAGCUGCAGAACCUGCACCACCCCGCCACGCUGCACUACCCCGGGGCCACGCCGCCUCCCGGCCACUCCUCGCCCACACCUCAGCUCAUGCUGGCGCCCGAAGUCAACCUGACAUCAUGGCACCAGCUGCUGCCGCCCCAGGUGAGCAGUGACGCGGCGAGCCAGGCACCGCCAUCCCUGCCGCUGCAGGACCCGUCCCACACACAGGACAUCUUCCACCAAGCACAUUUCGCCCUGGCACCGCCACACACUCCGUCCCCUGGGUUGUAUGGAGCACAGAGCCUUCCCCAGGCGUCACAGGGUCUCAACCAGGCACCACAGAGGGUUCCCCAGGAGCCACAAUCGCCAUGGGCCCUGCAGGACGCCCCGGGUAUGCAGCAGAUGCCGCUGGGGCUGGGCCACGAGGUCCCUGGGGACUUCCCGCUGCCGCCCUCGCCAGUGGAGGUGCUACGACAGUCCAAGGCCGGGGUGAGUGGGGCAGGCAGCGCUCCAGCCUCCCUAGCGAGGCAGGGGGCCUCGAGGCGGGGGCGGCGCACCUCACACACGCCGCGGGAGAAGCUGUACCAGCGCACAGAGCGCUUCGAGGACCCCGUGAAGGAGAAGAAGCGCCAGGACGCCAUCAAUUCCAAGAAGAACCGUGACCGCCGCGCCAAGGAGCUCAACGAUCUGCGCGUCAAGGUGGAUCGCUUCACCAAGCACCGCGACAACCUGCUGCAGGAAGUGCACAACCUGCGCCAACGGGAGGCCAACCUGCUGUGCCAGCUGGACAACGCUCCCACUUCCCCCGCCCACCACCGCGCCCUCAGCCCCGCCCAUCCCUUCCCUCCCUCUCCAGCUCCGACACCUGAGCAGGCUACGACUCCCUUCACGCCCAGCACGCCCUCGCCGCUGCACCCCGCCAGCGCAUCACCGCCGCCAUACCACGCCCAUCAUAUCAUCCUCACCUCGCCACACAUGCCCCCCACCCCACCCUCCGCCCACCCGGCGGAGAAGAAGCCUGGCCAAUGAGGCACCCCGCGGCUGAGGAUGAGCGGCAUCCCGCGGUGCCGCGCCCUGGGACCUGGCUAGUGAUGUUGCAACUGCUGUGUUACCAAGCUUGCCGCUCCGCCCACGCCACCUCCGCCAUGGGUGGUGUUGUUGUAGUGUUAAGACAUACUGUGCUGUGCUUCAUGUCAUAAACUGUGCUCAAUCGAAAUAUAUCUCAGACUUUUAUAGUAA